Molecule: messenger RNA, 846 nt
Organism: Dovyalis caffra
Lineage: Eukaryota; Viridiplantae; Streptophyta; Magnoliopsida; Malpighiales; Salicaceae
Source: the annotation of a GenBank genome assembly
AUGAAAAGGGCUGAGCCAAGCCCAGCCCGUGGGGGGUUAGCGUGGCCAAAUGAGCCCAGCCGUCAUGGCUCAAAGCUUGGGCUGCCGAGCCGAUCCGAUUUCGGAAGAAUGCGUUCGAGAACAAGAACACGUGCACCGAGAAUUCCUUUUAAGAGCUUUAUCUUUGAUCUUGGAAGAAUGCUUUCGAGAAAUUCUCUCUUGUGUUUAAAGAAGAGAGCUAGUCCAAGUGCGAGUAGAGCAAUGGCAACUAAGCAGGUCACAACAAUGGUGAUCAAGGUUGACCUUGAAUGUGAGAAAUGCCACAAGAAAAUCAAGAAAGUACUGUGUAAAAUCCCUCGUGAGUUUCUGAUUCUUUCUAGCUCCAUUAAAACAUUAGAAAUUCAGAAUCAGAUAUAUGACAAGAAGGCAAACACAGUGACAAUCACUGUGGUAUGUUGCAGUCCUGAAAAGAUCAAGAAAAAGAUAUGCUGCAAAGGAGGUGAAGCUGUCAAAGGCAUUGAGAUCAAGGUGCCAAAACCGAAUCCUGUUCCUGUUCCUGCUGCACCUGUUCCGGCUCCGAAACCAGAUCCAAAACCUAAUCCUGUUCCUGCUCCACCAGCUCCUAAACCGGUUGCAGGGUUCCCACCAGUACCGGACCACCCAAGGACAUGCUGUAGUGAAUGCUAUCAAGGAUUCGGUGGAGGUCCAUGUUAUCAUGGCUAUGGUAGGCCAACACCCCAAUGUUAUGAACCUUAUGGAAGGCCAGUGUAUGAUAGCUGGGGUUGUAGUUGCCGAAGCAGGGGUUACUAUGUGUGUAGAUGUGAAUAUGUUUGUGAAAAUGAUCCCUCAUCAUGCACAAUCAUGUGA